UCACGGCGGUGGGGCUUUUGUGAUAGUAGACACUUGUAUUUGUUAAGGCACCUACCGCCUGUGAACGGUACAAGAUGUCGACCAAAAUUAUUAGACAAACGCGGGACCCGUUCGAAUCACUCGAACGGAUGCUAAACCGUACAACUUUAAACACUCAACGAGUUGCACAUGGACAAAUUAUAGAGCUUGGCGGGCGCAUGCUCACAGUUCAGACAGACGACUCAAAGGAAGAGCGGGAAAAGGCCAUCCAGGACGCUGUCGAUGCAGCAGAAGCACGUGCAACACGAGAACUGCGUGCCGCGCUCAAGCGUAUGAAGGACCAGAAGGAUGCAGAGCGGAGGCGGGCUUUACAAACCCAGAAAGAGUAUUUCGAGCGUUUGGCACAGAGAGUAUCGGAACAGAGGGACAGAGCAGAGGAGGAACGAAUAAAGGAACUUACGAAGAAAUUACAGAAAGAGAAAGAGGAAGCACUGAAACAGCAGUGGGAGGACUGUGAAAGGCUGAAGGAAAUAGCCAUUGUUGACGCAUGCGCAGCACUCAGGAAAACCAUGAGAAAUGAGUUUGCUUUGGAAAAAGAGCGGGCUGUAGCACUGGCUCUGAAGGCAGCAAGGGAAAAGUUUAAAAAACGAGAAGAGGAAGUUAUUGCUCUUACUACCAGGCAAUGUGAGGAGCGCGCAAGACAGGAAGCAGAGAGAGUUGCGCGGCUCCACCAACAGGAAGUGAACAGACUUAAUCAAAAGUACGACAUCCUAGAGACGACAUACCAGAGAGAACUAGCACACAGGCAGCGGGUAGAGACUGACUUCCGGGCGUUGCAGGACGACUACAAACGGUUCAUGGACUACACCGACGGCAGAUUUCACUCCGACUACCUCAUGAGCCUGAGAUACCAGGGAAUGUUGAAGGCCAAGAAGAGAAUCAGCGAGGUCACAUACGAAGAUCUAAGUCCGAGACCUGAAACUAGGAAUUCUUUUGUUUUCCCUUGAGCAACGAGGCAAGAAAUCGCCAUCGUAUUACAAUCGAAUUAAGGGUCCAGUGUCACAGUCACCUAUGUUGAUAUUACAGGUCAUGGUGUAUCUA
Molecule: messenger RNA, 1080 nt
Organism: Haliotis rubra (blacklip abalone)
Lineage: Eukaryota; Metazoa; Mollusca; Gastropoda; Lepetellida; Haliotidae
Product: inner centromere protein-like
Exons: 6
Coding region: 75-986 (303 amino acids)
Source: RefSeq, a predicted model, not a curated record